This is a messenger RNA of Penicillium alfredii, 4545 nucleotides long. RefSeq names its product lysophospholipase (gene nte1). Bases 1 to 4545 code for a protein of 1514 amino acids. Gene Ontology annotation, biological process: lipid metabolic process. Gene Ontology annotation, cellular component: endoplasmic reticulum. Gene Ontology annotation, molecular function: phosphatidylcholine lysophospholipase A1 activity. The transcript has 2 exons. Lineage: Eukaryota; Fungi; Ascomycota; Eurotiomycetes; Eurotiales; Aspergillaceae. The record is from RefSeq and is a predicted model, not a curated record.
AUGUCUGGCAACGGCUUAGCCCCGUCCCUCUCCCUCAGCCUAACGGCAGCCACCUCAACUUCACUUGGAGAAAGUGUCCUGUCCUCCCUCUCAAGCGCGACACCCGCUCUCCCCCGUCUUCCACCCCCGCCUUUCCCUCCGCCAGCUCCCUCAACCAUGGCGGGGUGGUUCGGUUGGGCCUUCACCUUUGUUUUCCAGGUUAUUCCCAGUGCGCUAUACUGGCUCAUCACUUUUUCCACCAUUACUCUGCCCACAUGGAUCUUCACACUCUUUUCCAUGAGCUUGACGUUCACCAUGAACUUCACCACCCUUAUGUUGAUUGUCCUCGCCCUGGUAUCGACCGUCAGCUGGUUUAUCCGCUACCGCUUCUUGAACAUGUAUAGCCGUCUGCCGCCAGAGCCCCAACGCAAAGAAGCCCAAAUCGACCUUUUCCCCGAUAUCCAGGAAGGCGAUUCCAAACCAGGACUGGCCAACUAUCUUGAUGAGUUCCUAAGUGCCAUCAAGGUCUUCGGCUAUCUCGAGCGGCCUGUUUUCCAUGAAUUGACGCGAACGAUGCAAACCCGCAAGCUGAUCGCCGGAGAGACGCUCAUGCUGGAGGAAGAAAAAGGCUUUUGCUUGGUUGUGGACGGCCUGGUUCAAAUCUUCGUCAAGUCACUGCGCGAAGGAAAGACUGGCUCGGAGGAAAACCUCCAUAUGGGCGAUGCAUCGUCGGACGAUGACGGAGACGGCAUCAAUGGCCGACAGGGCUACCAGCUUUUGACCGAGGUCAAGAAUGGCGCCUCAAUGUCGUCUUUGUUUUCCAUCCUAUCGCUAUUCACCGAGGACAUUCAAUUGCGCAACUCGCGAAGUACCAGCUCAAGCACGUCCAGCACAGCCCCCGCUCCCACCCCAGUCCCUGAUUCUUUCCCGGCGAGCCCAGGCGAGGGAAUUGUCAACAGUCCGCAAUCCACUGCAAGGGAUCAGGACGAUUCAGCUGGCAAUGCUCACGGGGACAACUUACUGCCAGUUCCUCCCCUGACACUAGGAGAGAGCCGUACUAUGCCCAGCCAGGUACCGCAGCCCGAUAUUCACCAGACUCACAAAAAACGUCGAAAGUCGGUGCAUCCGGAUAUUGUAGCUCGAGCUACCGUCGAUACGACCAUUGCCAUCAUCCCGGCAAGUGCAUUUCGACGCCUCACUCGAGUCUAUCCUCGGGCCACUGCCCAUAUUGUCCAGGUUAUCUUGACGCGUCUGCAGCGAGUGACUUUUGCAACCGCGUACACCUACCUGGGCUUGAGGACGGAUGUCUUGGGUAUUGAACGCCAAAUGUCCAAAUUUACUACAUGGGAUCUGCCCAACGAGCUGCGCGGGGGCGCAUUGGACCGCCUCAAAGAUAAAUUCAUGAGGGAACGAGACCGCCUCAGACCCGAGGAGGUCCGAAAGGGCAUCGCGCUUCACAACCCAUCAGUCGGGCGUAGGCGCCGCUCGAGUAGCUCACUCAGGAAAGAUGCUGUCUUGCAAGCCAGGAUGGCCAGUGAGAGCCGUCCCGCCCCUCUCACGCUGGCUAGACAGCCAACCGCGUUCGGCGACCGAGACUCAGCAGGGGUCAGCCCCGGCGACUUGUUGUCAACAAUUCAGUUAUCUCGAUUUGGACCUCGAUACGACCACCUAGCGCCUCGAAUCCUAUCCCCCUUGGCCGAAGGGGAACGACUCCCAUUCCGACCAGCUGCAGCCAUGCAACGUCAACCUUCACACUUCCCUCGGAAGCAGUCACUGGACGAGGACUCGCUCUUCCGUGAAUCUAUUUUAGAUUGCAUGAUGAAAGGGAUCGGUCUGACCGAGAGCACAAGCGAUGCCCUGCGCAAAGGUAGCCACAACUCCGGUGAUGCUUCACCAAAACUUCUCUCCUACGAUUCUCGGCGGCAAAAGGCAGUCUUCUCUAAUGCGUUCGGGUUCAUUGACCCCUAUGAGGGAUCUGGGGAUGGCGAGACGGACUCCAUGAUGUCCAUGUCAGUGACAAGUGCCGGCGGUACUUCUCCGGUUAUCAAUCUCCGUGAGGAGCUACGACAUGAUAUCGAGGUGGUUUACUUUCCACAGGGUUCUGUUCUCGUCGAGCAGGGAGAGCGUCAUCCAGGUCUCUACUAUGUUAUCGAUGGGUUUUUGGACGUGGGCAUUCCGGUGAAUGAGCGUGGUGAUGACCUGGUUGGGACCUCGCGCCCAGCUGCGUCGCAGGCCCAAGAAGAACUUUUCCCAAAGCUCAGGCCUAAUACGACCGGGUCCUCGAGGACUUCCGGCACCACGAGCGCUGGUGACUCACGGCGGAAGGGCCAGUCCCGCAAGUCGCUCUACCUAAUCAAACCCGGCGGUAUGCAAGGAUAUGUGGGCGCUCUCGCGUCCUACCGCUCGUACACCGAUGUCGUUGCCAAGACGGACGUCUAUGUGGGAUUUCUCCCUCGCACUUCGCUUGAGAGGAUCGCGGAUCGGUAUCCCAUUGCCUUAUUGACCUUGGCAAAGCGGCUUACCGGGCUCCUUCCGCGGCUGUUGCUCCACAUCGAUUUCGCUCUCGAGUGGGUGCAAGUGGGUGCAGGGCAAGUGAUUUAUCACCAAGGGAACGAGAGCGACGCGAUUUAUUUGGUCCUCAACGGCCGGCUGAGAUCCGUUCUCGAGGCUGCAAACGGCAAGUUGACGGUCAUCGGCGAAUACGGCCAGGGCGAGAGUGUCGGCGAACUCGAAGUCAUGACCGAGUCCACACGCCCAGCAACUCUGCAUGCUAUCCGGGACACCGAACUCGCCAAGUUCCCACGGUCCUUGUUUAAUAGUCUAGCGCAAGAGCACCCGGGUAUCACCAUCCAGGUCUCCAAACUCAUCGCCCAACGCAUGCGCGACUUGGUUGAGCAUCCAUUGGCAGAAAAGGGCAUCGAACAAGGACAUGUCGGCGGUGUCCAGACGGCUACGUCGACUGUCAAUCUUCGUACGGUAGCGAUUCUUCCCGUCACGGCGGGUGUCCCUGUGGUCGAAUUUGGUCAGCGACUUUUGCAUGCGCUGCAUCAAAUUGGUGUGACCAGAGGGGUGACAUCUCUCAACCAAGCUGCGAUUCUGAAUCAUCUGGGCCGGCAUGCUUUCAGCAAGAUGGGUAAGCUCAAGCUAUCGCAAUACUUGGCCGAUCUCGAGGAAAAAUAUGGGAUGGUUCUUUAUAUCGCAGACACCAAUGUGAACGCGCCGUGGACCCAAACCUGCAUCACGCAAGCGGAUUCUAUCUUGCUGGUGGGCCUUGCAGAGUCUUCCCCUAACAUUGGCGAGUACGAACGGUUUUUGCUUGGGAUGAAGACAACUGCCCGCAAAGAACUGGUCCUUCUACACGCGGAACGCUACUGCUCACCUGGACUGACCCGCCGAUGGCUCAAGAAUCGCGUUUGGAUCAAUGGCGGACACCACCACAUUCAAAUGGCGUUCCGCCUGACCACUGAACCUUCGCACCCCCAGACCAAGAAAUUCGGCAAGAUGCUGAAACAACGCGUCCAGGUCCUACAGGCAGAGAUACAGAAGUAUACUUCGCGCCGGAUCCAGCAAACCCCGCUCUAUUCGCCUCAGACUCCAUUCAAGGGCGAUUUCCAUCGGCUUGCUCGGCGGCUGUGCGGCAAGUCUGUGGGCCUGGUGCUUGGUGGCGGAGGAGCCCGAGGCAUUGCCCAGGUUGGCGUAAUCAAAGCCCUCGAAGAAGCCGGGAUUCCUAUUGAUAUCAUCGGCGGCACAUCCAUUGGGUCUUUCAUCGGAGCUUUGUAUGCACGCGACGCGGAUGUCGUUCCCAUGUACGGGCGAGCCAAGAAGUUUUCGGGUCGGAUGGGGAGUAUGUGGCGGUUUGCACUCGAUCUCACAUACCCGACCGUCUCAUACACGACAGGCCACGAGUUCAACCGAGGCAUCUUCAAGACGUUCGGGGAUAGCCAGAUCGAAGAUUUCUGGCUGGAGUUUUACUGCAACACGACCAAUAUCAGCCGAUCCCGGGCUGAGUACCACUCCUCGGGGUAUGUCUGGCGGUAUGUGCGGGCGUCGAUGUCGCUGGCUGGACUCAUUCCGCCGAUCUGCGACGAAGGCAGUAUGCUCUUGGAUGGAGGAUACAUCGACAACUUGACAGUGACGCACAUGAAGGGCUUGGGUGCAGAUGUGAUUUUCGCUGUGGAUGUUGGGUCUAUCGACGACACAACGCCACAGGGCUACGGCGAUUCCCUGUCCGGGUUUUGGUCCGUGAUCAACCGGUGGAACCCUUUUUCAUCGCUGGCAAAUCCGCCAACGCUGUCCGAAAUCCAGGCACGACUGGCGUACGUCUCAUCGAUCGAGAACCUCGAGCGUGCCAAAAACACCUCGGGGUGUCUGUAUAUGCGCCCGCCAAUCGACCCUUAUGGCACCCUGGAUUUCGGCAAGUUUGACGAGAUCUACCAGGUGGGCUAUGCGUUUGGCAAAUCGUACCUCGACCGGCUGCGGAACGAGGGCUCCCUGCCCAUCCCCGAAGAGACCGAGGAAAAGCGCAAGCUGCGGCGAACGAUGGCACCGCGUCGUGCCAGUAUUUAA